Solea senegalensis (Senegalese sole) is the source of this 2762-nucleotide messenger RNA. It is a transcript of the gene fibcd1a, whose product is annotated as fibrinogen C domain containing 1a. Bases 271 to 1641 code for a protein of 456 amino acids. The record is from RefSeq and is a predicted model, not a curated record. The transcript has 10 exons. NCBI's taxonomy places the organism in Eukaryota, Metazoa, Chordata, Actinopteri, Pleuronectiformes, Soleidae.
GGGAGUGGUGUUUCUCGGCCGCUGCACAACAGAUGGUCUCGCUGUGGAUCUGGACUUAUCAUGAAGCUGUAAAUUGAAAACAAAUUUGUAUAUUUCUUUAAGUUUCUUUACGUUCACCAAAGAUUUGUGUUCAUCUGGACGACAACCAGGUGCCUGGGUGGAGCAUAUCCAUAAGAUGGUGGAGAGUGUUUCUGGAGAACUUUCAUAGUGUUUUGUUGAUAUUCAAGAUUCCAUCUUUUAUAAGGUUUUAGAAGAGAGUUCUCGAGGACGAUGAUGAUGAACGACAGUUGGACCAUCAUGAACAACAGCAGCUCAGAUAUCGACAGCAAACGAUCAAACAAAUACAAGAAAUGCUGCUGCAGCUUCCUCUCAUGGUUCGCCAUCGUGUUGGUCAUCACAGUAGCCAUCGUCACAGCAACAUUCACCAUCCUUUACCUAAACAAGUAUCCUCUGCCCUUCAUCAGCAGGGGUGAAGUCUUUUCCUCACCAGCAAUUAUGACCAAUCCCAAAGAUUCUGGCGCCCUGGUGACAAUAUCACGUGUCACAGCUGGAGAACCAAUCAACAUCUUCUUGGAUUCCAACUGUCCAGACUACAGUGAUAACCUUCUGCGGUGGGAGGCCCUGCAAAGCUCUCUGCGGCAAUCACUGAGCAGUCACAAUGCAGACGACUGGCAGGAGAGGGGAUUGGUGCAGAAGCUGGCCGAGGAGCUGAAGGUGAUAUCAGGCCAUGCCCAUAACCUGAGGGUGGAAUAUGAUUCACUGAAAAGAAACCAAGGUGUUGUAAAGCAAAGACUGGACAGCAUGCAGAGUGAGCAGGAUCACAUCUUACAGGUGCUGACUGACAAUCACUCAGGUGUGUUGAAGCUGGCUGCAGGUUUCAGUGAUUCUCUGUUAAGCCUGCAGAGAGAGACAGAGAGUCUCAGGAUACUUAAAGGAGAACUGCAGAAACACAGCAACUACAGAGCUGUCAGACCCAGAGACUGCAGUGCUGUCAUGGCAUCUGGCGUCACUCAGGACGGAGUCUAUUCUGUGUUUCCAACUCAUGCCGCUGCUGGCUUCAUGGUGUACUGUGAUAUGACCACUGAUGGAGGAGGAUGGACGGUGAUCCAGAGGAGGGAAGAUGGUUCUGUGAAUUUCUUCAGAGGCUGGGAUGCAUACAGAGAUGGUUUUGGAAAAACUACAGGAGAGCACUGGCUUGGUCUCCAGAGGAUAUACUCUUUCACUCAGUCUGGUGGUUAUGAGUUACGCAUUGACAUGGCGGACUUCGAUAAUGCCACAGCAUUUGCUCAUUAUGCUGAUUUCUCUGUUGGACGAGACUCUGUAAAUCCAGAGGAGGAUGGUUACCCUCUGAGUGUGGACAAGUAUUCUGGGACUGCAGGUGACUCCCUCCUGAAGCACUCUGGCAUGCAGUUUACCACCAAAGACAGGGAUCAGGACCAGUCAGAGAACAACUGUGCGACAUACUACCAGGGGGCUUGGUGGUACCGUAACUGCCACACCUCCAACCUGAACGGGCAGUACCUAAAUGGAGGUCAUGCAUCCUAUGCUGACGGGGUGGAGUGGUCAAGUUGGACUGGCUGGCAGUACUCGCUCAGGUUCACCGAGAUGAAGAUACGACCAAGUUCCAAACCAGAAUCCUGAAUUCUGUUCCUGAACCUGAGUUCUUUACUACUAAGUACAAUUGAUAAGUCCUUGUCUUUGACAUAAACUUUACUCUGACCCUAAGCCUGACCUUUGACACAGUAGUUGUAGCAGGGGUCUGCAACCUCUAGUAUCAUAAGAGCCAUUUUUGACCCCUCUGCACCCAAAUAUAAUUAAUCAACCUAUUUGACCCAUAAAAUGAGGAUAAUAUCAUGUAUAAAGUUUUAUAUGUAAGUAUAAUAACUAAAGUUUGUUGCAUUUGUGACAUUUAAUAACAAAAAAGGAAAACCGUUGACAUUUCAUAGGCCUAUUUCAAAAUAAACACAUAAAUAUGUAGACCUACAGUAUUUGUAGGUCAUACUGCGGAAUGUGGAUCCAAAUGUGUACUUCUUCAUGUACACAUUACUUCAUUUAAGUACUGGGAAUGUCUUUCCAUAUUUCAAUGACAAUACCAGGUCUGAAUAGGGUCUUUUUGCGUCACGUUAACAUCUGUGGUGACAUGGAAUGGCUUUUCUUUUAUCUCAGGUCUUUCACACUGCCAGUAGGGGAAUUUGUUUCUCAGAUUUUUCUCCCGUGAGUCAUGUUUGAUGACACACAUUAACUUCCAAGGUGCAGGACACAAGAAACAAACUGAAAAUGUUUCACUUAAGUCCCCUUUUUUAAACUGAAUGAUUCUAGAUCACAGCUUGAACAGUGUGUAAAACAAUGUCACACUCGUAAAGGUGCAGACUCUUAAAAAUAGGAGGCAAAACUAUAGCAGAAAAUGGUGAAAUUGGGGCAUUCACCAGGCAGGGUGUCAUUUUUACGUCAUUACCCAUCGAAGCAAGACUGAGUAACUUAACUCAGGAGUUAAAGAUGAUUGUAUCAGAUUGCUUUGCAGACAAAAGCCAGAUGUAAGUAGCUAUAAGUAGAUUUGGACAAGUGGAAAAAAGGCUCAAUUUAAGUAUGUGGUGUUCAAUGUUAGCAAUGAUGAUGACUUCUUCUUUGAGCCAUAAAAUGAUUAUUGACAUUUCAAAGCACGGUGGGCAGAUAUAAGCCAACAGUUAAUCAAUAGAUGUAUGUGGAUGAUUAUCCUUUGUGCAGUCACAACAUGGGGCAAAUAAAAUAAUUAUUGCCACAGA